GGACCUGAUGGACUAUUACUCCAGACACCAUAUCUUUGCCAGCCUCACAGAGCCAUUCACUGCUCUACAGGUAUGUAUGCAGGGUGCCAUGGAAACCCUGUUGCUAGCCGACAGACUAACGUUCCUCAGGGAACACGGUCUCUCCCCCAUCCUCCUGCCCCUGUUUGACGACCUCGUUUCCCCCAGAAACAUCGCCAUAGUAACCACACUCCCAGGGAAAACAAGUUGCAGCGACGACAGAGAAAACAGCAGAGGCAGCGAAACUUGUGCACUAGACCACUCCUCUCCCCUCUCGCCGAGGGCAGGAAAAUGACGGACACUCCGGCCAGGAUGAGAGCGCUGGCCACCACCAGGAUGGGCAGGUAGGGAGAGGCUCCGGCUGAGAAGAGACUCCCAAAUGUCACGUUUCCAGUGAUGGCUCCAAUUCUGCCCAGAACCGACUGUAUCCCAAAUGCUGUGGACCUGGGGUUCAUACAAGUAUUUUAUACUAUGAACUUGUCUAAAUAAUACACUGAUAUUUGUACAGAAGUUU
Messenger RNA from Geodia barretti, 532 nucleotides. Lineage: Eukaryota; Metazoa; Porifera; Demospongiae; Tetractinellida; Geodiidae. The record is from the annotation of a GenBank genome assembly.